Ilex paraguariensis (yerba mate) is the source of this 2193-nucleotide messenger RNA. NCBI's taxonomy places the organism in Eukaryota, Viridiplantae, Streptophyta, Magnoliopsida, Aquifoliales, Aquifoliaceae. The record is from the annotation of a GenBank genome assembly.
UUGUCAGUGAAGACUGACUGUCAGCCGAGUGAGCAUUGAAAAGAGCGACACACUCUGUAUCUCUCUUUCUUUCACAGUACAGCACCGAAUGAGUGAUAUAGAGAGAGAAAAAAAAAAAGGAAAAGUAAGUAAUCAAAUCAACAUUCACGCUCUCUGACUCCGAUCCAAUCUCUUCAUCAUAAUACUCGACUUCAGUCAAAUCGGUCUGAUCGCUAUUUUCGGUGAAAUUCAUUUGAAUUUCGAAGUUACAAGCUGGCGGACAUGCACCAAGUCUGCUUCGUAUUCUCUACGAAUCUCGUCCAGGUAAACAGGUGUUUGGGUGGAAUGCCAUGUCACAUCAGAGAAAACUAUUUGGAGGAUAGCACAUAUUAGGAUCUGUUAUACACAUUAGGCUAAAAUUAUGGCAGCUGCCAGCCUAGGACCUGGGGGAGCAGGCAGUUCCAGAACCGCUAAUGGCUUCAAGGGGUCAUCUAGUUCUGUUGAUUGGCUGGGGAGGGAGAUGCUUGAAAUGAAAUUGAGGGACAAAGUGGACCAUGAUGAUGACCGAGAUAGUGAACCAGAUAUAAUUGAUGGUGUGGGUACUGAAGCAGGACAUGUAAUUAGGACGACUAUUGGUGGUCGAAAUGGUCAAGCUAGGCAGAUAAUCAGUUACAUAGCAGAACAUGUGGUUGGAACUGGUUCUUUUGGUGUUGUCUUCCAGGCAAAAUGCAGAGAAACUGGAGAAAUUGUGGCUAUCAAAAAGGUUCUGCAAGACAAGCGUUACAAGAAUAGGGAGUUACAGAUAAUGCAAAUGUUGGACCAUCCUAAUGUUGUUGGACUUAAGCAUUCCUUCUUUUCAACAACAGACAAAGAAGAGCUGUACCUCAAUCUGGUCCUUGAAUUCGUGCCUGAAACUGUUAAUCGUAUUGCUAGGCAAUACAGCAGGAUGAACCAACGGAUGCCCUUAAUAUAUGUUAAACUUUAUACCUAUCAGAUAUGCAGGGCACUUUCUUAUAUUCAUAACUGUAUUGGUAUUUGUCACCGUGACAUCAAGCCUCAGAAUUUACUUGUGAAUCCACACACACAUCAGCUGAAACUAUGUGAUUUUGGAAGUGCCAAAGUUUUGGUGAAAGGAGAACCAAAUGUUUCCUACAUCUGUUCAAGAUACUAUCGUGCUCCUGAACUCAUUUUUGGUGCCACUGAAUAUACAACUGCUAUAGACAUAUGGUCUACAGGUUGUGUGAUGGCUGAAUUACUUCUUGGCCAGCCGUUGUUUCCUGGAGAGAGUGGAGUUGAUCAAUUGGUUGAAAUUAUCAAGGUUUUGGGAACACCUACAAGAGAGGAGAUAAAAUGCAUGAAUCCAAACUAUACUGAGUUUAAGUUUCCACAGAUAAAGCCUCAUCCAUGGCACAAGGUCUUCCAGAAACGUUUACCUCCAGAAGCAGUGGACUUGGUUUGUAGGUUUUUUCAGUACUCCCCCAAUUUGCGAUGCACUGCUUUGGAUGCUUGCAUUCACCCUUUCUUCGAUGAAUUGAGGGACCCGAACACCCGCCUUCCUAAUGGUCGUCCUCUUCCUCCGCUUUUUAAUUUCAAACCCGCAGAACUCCAAGGAAUUUCUCCUGAAAUUCUCCAUCGGCUUAUUCCAGAGCAUGCUCGAAAGCAGAACUUAUUCAUGGCUCUGAAUACCUAGUGACAGGUUGGUAUAGGUCCUCUCUGUUGUUCCUGCUCCAGUUUCCUCUUGUAUGACAGCCGAAAAUUCUGUUGCCAAAAUUGUUGUAUACCGACUUUCAGUUCCUGUACAAGUGUUACAGGGAUUUCUCAGGACAAUGUGGUAGAUCAGAGGCUACGAUACUGAGUGUUAGUAAUGCUGUUCUUUGUUAUUUUGUCCGGAAAACUGUACCGAUCAUGUGCAUAUUUGUAUUUCUUCAAAUUUUCAUUCUAAAAAAAAUCUCCUCAUGCCCGAAUGCCGUGUUUGGUGGCUAAGAAAGUUUUGAAGUAAAAUCGCCAAAAUUUUUAUUCAUUUGGGACCUUGGGAUAAAAAAGCCUCCACCUGCCUCUGUCCCAGGGUUUUCUCAUCACCCAAAUGGAGGUCAUGUACGAGGGUGAUGGUAAUGAACAAAGAACCAAAGAUGCAAUGUGGUGUCAUUGUAUGUAGUAGCUUAGUGCUUUAUUGUUUACCAAAACCACGAGUAUGUUGGUGCUAUACAAGUUCUG